AUGUCACAAGGGCAAGUGACAAGAGAUGAAGGGCCCAGAAAAUCCAUUUUCCACUACCUUCACGGAGAAAGCCUCGCUAACUUUACAUCUCCCUCCUUCCUGCCGGCAUUUACUGACCAAAUCUUGAGUUUUGCUGGUCCCGAUCUGGAGAGUCAGGCUAGAGCCGUCUGUGGGAACGACACCGCCUGCCUGUUCGAUGUGGCCGAGACAGGAGACGUCGAGGUGGGUGAAAUGGAGAAAGAGGGCCAAAGAAGGUUCAAGGAAAAGGUGUCAGGAAGAGAAAACUUCCCACCCGUCAUCUCUGCCCCAGAGGUUGUGAACGUGACACCUGGCCAGGUUGCUAGGAUACAGAUCAACGCUACGGACCCAGCUGGGUCAGAGGUCACGUUCACUUUGUGGGGUGAAGUUCCUCCAGGGAUAUCUAUAUUAGCCGAUGGAAGCUACGCAAAUGUUACUAUAAACGUUACAUCUGAUUCUCCCUUCAGUCUAAAGGUUAUAGUCACCAAUUAUGGGAACAGUUCUUCCCUGUACUGGCCUGUUCUCGCCAUGUGUUCCUGUUCACCAAACGGGGACUGCAACUCAACUUACACAGAUGAUCUUGACCCAGCACUUGUAACGGAGGGCAAUAGGUUUGUGCAGCAGAGAUGCGUUUGCCAAAAUGGCUACACCGGUAAACGUUGCGAAAGUGAUCUCGAUGCUUGUUCGGCGAACUUUGUUCCAUGUUUCCCGGGAGCCACCUGCACGGACCUCCCUCCUCCAGCCGGACUGGACGGGUACAUUUGCAGCGGAUGCCCCAUGGGAUACGUCAUGAACGAAAACACAUGUCAAGACAUAGACGAAUGCGAAACCACUGAAGGGUCAGUCUGUCACCACUACUGCAUUAACCUUGUUGGGAACUUCACCUGUGGAUGCGAGGAAGGUUAUCAUCUUUCAGACGACGGACAUUCUUGCAAGGACAUAGACGAAUGUUCAGUGUUGAACAACUGUAGCCAACGGUGCGAUAACUCACCCGGCUCCUACGUGUGCGGCUGCUGGGAGGGUUUCACCCUUCAGUCAGACGGAAUACGGUGUGAACCGGAGAAACCGUGUGGCCUGAACGAAGACCCCGGCUGUGAUCCCGGGACAAGUGACUGUAUCUUGACUGUAGAUGGAGACCCGACAUGUGUAUGUAACAAGGGGUACAUUUUGCUGGAGGACGGGGUGACGUGCCAAGACAAAAACGAAUGUGCCACCGGCGAGAACCACUGUGACCAGAUAUGUAACAACACUGCAGGAGGGUAUAACUGCUCUUGUUUUGAUGGGUUUGAGCUCACUAACAACCCAGUACACCCAUGCUCAGAUAUCGAUGAGUGCUACGAAGGCACGUACAACUGCAGCAAGGGUGAACUCUGUGUUAACGCACCAGGGUCAUACACUUGUGUAUGCAGUCCCGGCAUGUACCGACAGGGGGAGAUCUGCUCACCCAGCACAACAGCAUCUUCAAUUGUUACUGUAACAAGUGAUUCAGACCAGGCUUAUCACAAUAACGCAGUUGUAAUAGUCACAGAAAUGCGACUAGAAGAGCUCACAGAAGCCAAGUUAGAAGCUGUGAAGGUUGCAACAGCGACGAGUGUGACGUCAUGGUGCGCGAGCCACAUGCUGGAGUACGAGGCCUGUUCAUUGGAAAGAGCCAGGAAGAAACGUGAUUCGUAUGCGAUUCGGGUUUACUCCGAAAAUGUUCGCUUUCUGGCGUCAUUUCCCCGCAGUCUGUCGGAUGACGUCAUCGCGAUUGCCGAGUACGUCACUCUCCAGACCUCCGUGUUACCUGCCGACAUUCUCUUUGCUGCCGUCCAACAUGGUGUCAUCAUCAUCGAAGAAGCGCUGGGUGACAAGCGAAUAGUUCGAGUCGUCAAGGCUACGUUGUUUAACAUAACUGAUGAGGUGCCACCGACGGAACUGCAGCCAGCAAUGGAACCAGCAAUAUAUGUCAUCACAGGGUUGGCCGCAGGCCUUGUCGUCGCUGCGGUCAUUGCCUUUCUGUAUAGAUGCAAGAGGAAGUCCAAGAUUUCUCCCCGGUCUGAAGACAUCGCUUUGACAACUGAAGAACAUCCUCAGGUCCGAUCCAUUAAAACCCCGUCAGGCUUAGGCGCUUUGACAGACGUCUCCAUUUGAUUACUAUGUUCUGUGUGCUUCCGUAGUUGUAAUAUAUGCAUUGGUUUUGCAAAAAGGUUCAUGUAUUAAUAUCAUAGCUACAGUAACAGUUGUUCAGACGGCGUAUGGUUCACUUUAAUUGUCCGGAAGCAAAAGUACGUUUCGAAUUUGUUUGUUUUUUUUUGCUUUUUAAACCUAGUUGUACAAGAAUUCCAUAACGUCAGUUAAAUUUCAUGCAAACGAUUUUACUCUUAUUUUCAUUCUAAACAACACGUAUAAGUUACCAAAUGUUUAAAUGGCUAUAUAA
Messenger RNA from Branchiostoma belcheri (Belcher's lancelet), 2437 nucleotides. Its product is annotated as mucin-like protein. The coding region runs from base 1 to 2151 and encodes 716 amino acids. NCBI's taxonomy places the organism in Eukaryota, Metazoa, Chordata, Leptocardii, Amphioxiformes, Branchiostomatidae. The transcript is spliced from 13 exons. Gene Ontology annotation, molecular function: calcium ion binding. The record is from RefSeq and is a predicted model, not a curated record.